AUGCGAGGUCAAUUUAAUGGGUUAAAAGCACAUAUAUUGAAAGAUAAUGAAUAUGGCUUUUAUGUUCAUUGUUUUGCUCACCAACUUCAACUAGCACUUGUAGCUGUGGCAAAAAAGGAUACAAAUAUUGAGAGACUUUUUUUGAAAGUUUCUUGUGUGAUAAAUAUUGUUGGAUGGUCACCUAGAUGUCGGGAUCUUCUUAAUGAGAAACAAGCUUUGAAGGUGAAAAAAACUAUUGAAAGUGAUGAGCUUUCAAUAGGGCAAGGCCUUAAUCAAGAUACUAGUCUUAAGUGGCCAAGGGAAACACGACAGGGUUCACAUUAUGGGACUUUAUUGAGCUUGAUUAAUUUGUUUUCAUCUGUUAUUGAAGUGCUCAAGGAUCUUACUGAAAAUUCUGAUAAUAGAUUUGAAGUAAUUGAUUUGGUCGAUUAUAUGACUUCUUUUGAUUUUGCUUUUAACAAAAACAUUUUGGGAAUCACAUUUGAACUUUUACAAGCAUUGCAAAGGAAGGAUCAAGAUAUUGUAAAUGCUAUGUCUUUGGUUCACAUGUUGAAAACAAGAUUAUUGUUGAUAAGAAAUAAUGGAUGGGAUAAUCUACUUGAUGAAGUUUCUCAUUUUUGCAUUGCUCAUAAUAUAAAUGUGCCAAAUAUGGAAGAGAAAUUUGUUGCACAAGGGAGAUCGCAACGUAAUGUUCAAGAGAUGACAAAUUUAUUUCAUUAUCAUGUCGAGUUGUUCUAUGCCAUAAUAGGUUUGCAACAAUCAGAACUUAACAGUCAUUUUAAUAAAGUUGAACUUCAACUUGAUAAUUACAUUGAUGAUAUGUGCUCGGAUAGUGAUUUUUCAAAACUAAACGAUAUUACCAAUCUUGCUCAGAAAAUGGUUGAAAGAAGAAGCAUCUUAUUUACUUAUUGGUAUAUUUGCUCAUCACAUUGGCGUUAA
Molecule: messenger RNA, 939 nt
Organism: Pistacia vera
Lineage: Eukaryota; Viridiplantae; Streptophyta; Magnoliopsida; Sapindales; Anacardiaceae
Exons: 2
Coding region: 1-939 (312 amino acids)
Source: RefSeq, a predicted model, not a curated record